Strongylus vulgaris is the source of this 558-nucleotide messenger RNA. NCBI's taxonomy places the organism in Eukaryota, Metazoa, Nematoda, Chromadorea, Rhabditida, Strongylidae. The record is from the annotation of a GenBank genome assembly.
AUGACUCCUGUGUGUGGGACAGAUGGUGUGACAUAUUCAUCAGAAUGCCAUCUAAGGAAGAGCGCAUGCCAGCAGAUGAAGUUUAUCAUGGUUGCGUUCGAAGGGAAGUGUGAUGCCUGCUUGAACGUUGAAUGUGGUUUCGGUCAAGAGUGCCGUGGAGGUAAAUGCCUUUGCUCCUAUCACUGUCCAUCAUCCCCACCUUCCACGGCUCGGGUUUGUGGUGAAGAUGGAGUACUUUACUUGUCGGAUUGCCAUCGUCAACUAGCAGCCUGCGAGCGAGGCUCACCUAUCCCUGUCAUGCCUCUGACAGGGUGUCACUCUGCUGGAGCUACAUUUAAUGGUUUGUUCCAUCUUCUUCGACUUCAUGCAAUAAUGGUAGAUCUAGGAGUGUUAGAUGCUUGCCAAUGCCAUAGUCUUGGCUCAUUCGGACCCAAUUGCGACUCGAACGGGAACUGCAGGUGCCGAGCUGGAGUUGGUGGAGCAAAAUGCGAUCAUUGCCUUCCUGGUUUCUGGGGUUUACAUCUCAUCGCCGCAGGAGCUCAGUCGUGCAAACGUUAG